CGCCUAUAAAUAAAGCGUCCUCGUUGUACACGGGCAGUGAGCUGAAGACAAACACCAUCAUUUACCAGCUGACAUCAGUACAACACAGAACACAGAGAAAAAUGACAGGACUGUUGUUGCUGAGUUUGUUGCCAGCCUUGGCAAGUGCGCGGUUUGGGGUAGCGGGUGGUAGAGUGGACGUCACCCCGGACUUCGACUACGCACCGGUGGCCUUUGCUGUGCAGGCUAUCAACGACAAGUUCCUUCGUGAUGGAGACACAGCCCCCCGCCAGCUGGCAGAGAUCGUCAGUGCCCAGUCACAGGUUGUUGCUGGACAGAAGCUGUAUCUUACCUUGCGUCUCACAGGAGCUGAACUGGACGACUACUGUAAGGUUGACGUGUGGUUCCGCGCGUGGCUGAACAACACCGACCGCCUCAUCAUCACCAGCGGCCCCACGUGCUCCAAGACUCGAAGCAGACGAGAAUUACUCGGCGGCAUCAGCAACCCUAAUUAUCUGAAGAACAGUCUCGACAAGGAGGUGUUCGAUGCCCUCAACUUCGCUGUCUGCGCCAUUAACGACGCCAGCAACGACCUGUUCUUCUCAAAACUUGGAGACACGUCCGGUGUGACGUACACACAACAGGUGACUUCAGGGAUGACCUACCGCUUUUACAAGGUGCCCCUUCUGACGUCAUCAUGCAGGAAGCAAGCCAACAGUUGCCAAGAGACCGACCUCUCGACCUGUGAGGUUUCUGAUAACGCCAGGACCACAGUCUGCACGUUGACUGUCCAGUCUCAGCCAUGGCUGACUCCUGCUUACACCUUAUCGGAAAAUAAUUGCAAGAAAAUGCGAUUCCCAAACAAGGGAAUGUAGUCAGAGAGUGGUGGACACCAAUGAAGUCAACAAGAUCAGCAUUCACUUUUGCUCUAUUUUUUUCUUCACCACAGUUGUAAGAAGAAGACAUAAAUGGCUGGUCUUUUGAUAAUGAUGAUAUUGUUGAUUUAAGUAUGUCUUCAGCUUUAUUUUGCGAGGCCAUGUUGACGCAUGUCGGUACUGUCUUGUCACGAGGUGAUCUUAGGAAUAAAGAAAAGAAGAAAAAAUGG
Messenger RNA from Pomacea canaliculata, 1084 nucleotides. RefSeq lists its product as uncharacterized. The transcript has 5 exons. Lineage: Eukaryota; Metazoa; Mollusca; Gastropoda; Architaenioglossa; Ampullariidae. Gene Ontology annotation, molecular function: cysteine-type endopeptidase inhibitor activity. Bases 102 to 854 code for a protein of 250 amino acids. The record is from RefSeq and is a predicted model, not a curated record.